UUAUCGGUUGCCAUAAUUGCCUUCAUUUUCGAUGUAAUUAAGGAUGGAUAUUUACUCAACAAUUUAAUAUCACAUAAGACUUUACGGCCGCAUAUCUAUCAUAAAAACAGUAAAACUGCAAAGCUGAUAUUAUUUCUUAUAUAUAUUAUGUACUAUAUGUAUCAAAUAAAAGAGCAGGUUUCGUUUUACAGUGUUUUUCUCUUGUGAAUAAAAUCGAAGAAAAUGUGGUUUUCGAUCGAUCUGAAUACGUCUAUAAUUUAUUUAAAAUUUUAUGGCACAAUAAUAAUCUAUUUUACUCAGAAACAUAUAUCAUAUAUAUUAUCAAAGGAAGAUAGCGUGACAUAUAAGUUUUCUCAAGAACAAAUCUAUCUAGCUAAUCUUUUGGCUCGUAAUACAUUUCCGGAAGAUUUUCUGUUCGGUGUUUCAGCGCCUGUUGUGAAUAAUGAAAGAGAAUUGCGUUGUAUGAUACGUGAAGAAUCAGAAUGUAUCAUGAAUAAUGUUACAAGAUAUACAAAUUUUAACUUGCAUUACAAAGAGGACAUUUUGUUUGCAAAAAGUAUCAAUUCUAAAAUGUUUAAAAUGUCCUUGUCAUGGACAAGAAUUAUGCCACAUGGCUUCACGAACUUCAUUAACCAGGAUGCUAUACAACACUAUAAUACUGUUAUUAAUGAAAUUAUAGCGAAUGGUAUGACGCCCAUGGUUACCAUAUUUGACUGGGAUUUACCGCUCAAUUUACAACUUUUGGGAGGAUGUACGAAUCCUAUGCUAGUAAAAUGGUUCCAAGAUUAUGCUAGAAUAAUAUUUGACGCCUUCGGAGAUAGGGUGAAAUUUUGGGUUACCAUAAACGAGGUGAAUCUGAUGGCGUAUUCUGACCGCAGUACGCAUAUAGCGGCAAUUAAUCAAUCUGGCAUUGCAGAUUAUCUUUGCGGUCAUUAUAUGCUAUUAGCUCACGCGAAAGUGUAUAAUAUGUAUAAUGAAAAUUUUCGCCAGUCACAAAAUGGAAAAGUUGGAAUUAUUCAAUUUUAUACGUGGAUGGAACUGCAAAAUGAUGAUUCACAAGCCGAUAUUUACGGACAGAGAAGAGGCCUCGAGUGGUACAAUGGCUGGCUCACCCAUCCAAUUUUCAGCAAAAGCGGCGACUAUUCGAAACUGAUGAGAAAUCGAAUAGACUUCAAAAGUCUCUUUCAAGGAUUCUCUCGUUCGCGACUGCCUUAUUUCACGGACAAAGAAGUACAACUUAUCAAGGAUUCCGCCGAUUUCCUCGGAAUUAAUUUUUGGAGAGAAUUUAAGAUUCGCGCAGAAGAAAUAUGGAAAGGAGAAGUAUCUUUCAAACAUGACGCUGAUAUUGCAUUUCUUUCAGAAAGCGAAAGUAUAUAUAAUACACGCACUGAGAUUACAAUGUCGGCAUUCGGCAAAUUAUUAGAGUGGUUGGAUAACAAUUAUAUACUACCCGAUGUUUAUAUAAUUGAAAACGGUUGCGCCAAUAUUGGGGAAAUUGCGAAUAACGAAGAAAUAAUGGAUAUAAACAGAAUAAUUUACCUUCGACAGUACAUAUCACAAGUUAUGAAAGCUAUGCAAAAAGGUAUCAACAUUCGGGGUUAUUUGAUUUGCUCGUUAAUAGAUAGUUUUUUACGAGUAAAAUUCGGUUUCUAUCACAUUAAUUUCAGUAACAGUAACUUUACUAGAACAUCAAAAUCUUCAUCGAAAGUGAUCGCCGAGAUUUUUAAAACGAGAGUUAUACAUUUGACAAUAGAACCAGAGAGAGCAGAAAUAACUUCUGAAAUAGACGAAGAAAUAAUAUGAGACAUGCAUAUAAAAUAAACA
Messenger RNA from Formica exsecta, 1824 nucleotides. RefSeq names its product lactase-phlorizin hydrolase-like. Gene Ontology annotation, biological process: carbohydrate metabolic process. Gene Ontology annotation, molecular function: beta-glucosidase activity. NCBI's taxonomy places the organism in Eukaryota, Metazoa, Arthropoda, Insecta, Hymenoptera, Formicidae. The transcript has 7 exons. The coding region runs from base 223 to 1803 and encodes 526 amino acids. The record is from RefSeq and is a predicted model, not a curated record.